AUGGCGGAGUCCCAUGCCGAUGCGCCGCCCGCCGCGGACGCGUCCACCAGCGGCCGCGUGUCUCAGCGGGACCUGCCGCUGAAGCCCGGGUACUACAACAAGCGCGACGACACCGUGCCGUGCGGCGCGCUGAACGUUAAGCUGCUGAGGUGUUAUAAGGAUGCGAGCGCCUUUUCGUACGGCCCCUGCAAGCCCGAAUACGAAGAGUUCUGGGAGUGCAUGCGCCACCAUCGGCCGCCGCACAAGGAGGUGAAGGAGGGCGCGUUCAUGGAUUAUGUGAAGAGCGAGGGGUGGCCCUGGUUGACCUCGCAGGCGCGCCAGCUGAAAGAGACGGUGCUGGGUGGUGGGAGCGCCGGCGCCAGCGGCGGCGGCGGCGGCGCUGAGCGUGCGUGA
This is a messenger RNA of Monoraphidium neglectum, 393 nucleotides long. RefSeq lists its product as hypothetical. The coding region runs from base 1 to 393 and encodes 130 amino acids. The transcript is spliced from 2 exons. NCBI's taxonomy places the organism in Eukaryota, Viridiplantae, Chlorophyta, Chlorophyceae, Sphaeropleales, Selenastraceae. The record is from RefSeq and is a predicted model, not a curated record.